This is a messenger RNA of Labrus mixtus (cuckoo wrasse), 3286 nucleotides long. RefSeq names its product sap30-like (gene sap30l). Bases 803 to 1339 code for a protein of 178 amino acids. Gene Ontology annotation, molecular function: protein binding; transcription coregulator activity. Gene Ontology annotation, cellular component: histone deacetylase complex. Gene Ontology annotation, biological process: regulation of DNA-templated transcription. The record is from RefSeq and is a predicted model, not a curated record. Lineage: Eukaryota; Metazoa; Chordata; Actinopteri; Labriformes; Labridae. The transcript is spliced from 4 exons.
UUUAACAGGUGUUCAAACUAAGACGUACAUUUUUAAAACGUCUUAAUUAUAUGUACAAAUCACAUAUUUUUUUACUACUAUUAAGUUUCUUCUGUGUUUAAAUCCAUUUUAAAUGUGGACGGAGGGAGGCCAUCCUUUUAACUGCUCUUCAUCGUCGAAAACAUGACACAGAAACAGGAAGUGCCACAAGAAAAUUGAUUUUGCUUGUAGCCAAUUAGAAAAGCGUAUACGGACGCUGGGCCCGCCUCUUGUGACAAAUUGGCAAAUCAGCGGCUGGGAUGGGAACUUCCGCCAGAGAGACGGAGCAUGUCCAUUGUACGAGGUGUUCUGAAAGAGUGCCGCGGUUGUCGAGGUACAGUCUGUGAAUUACGGUGAUUUCUACAAAGUUUUCGGUCUGCUGAAGCCGGUUGUUGCGUUUUAGCAUCGAGUCGUUAGAGUGACUGUCGUGUGGAGGUCGUAACGGUCAGUUAACGGUCUCACCGGAGGAAUCUGUCUGUUAGCGACGACAGCUAGCUCUGAAAGUAGCACUGCGUUAGCUUCAGCUGUUGUUUGUGUCCUGUGUGUUGGACUGAUAUCUCAUGGAACAUUUAUUCAACCUCUGGCGGACGCGUUUCGAAGAAAGUCUGCUGAGUUAGUGCUAAACCUCUGUGGUUGUUAGCUCACAGGCUAGCUAGCCACUUAGCCUAGCAUAGCAAACGCUAGCUGAGCAGCGCGACAACAACAAGAGGCUCUGCAGCCGAUCCAGCUCCGAGCUUUGUUCAGUGUUUGUUUCACCGCACACGGAGCCGUACACUGUCCCAGGAUGAAUGGGUUCAGCACGGAGGAGGACAGUCACGACGGACCUCCUGCUCCUCCGUUUUACGGUCAGAGCUGCUGUCUGAUCGAGGACGGGGAGCGCUGCGGCCGCUCGGCUGGAAACGCCUCCUUCAGCAAGAGGAUCCAGAAGAGCAUCUCCCAGAAGAAACUCAAGCUGGACAUCGACAAGAGUGUGCGACACCUCUACAUCUGCGACUUCCAUAAGAACUUUAUCCAGAGCGUCCGCAACAAGAGAAAGAGGAAGACCAGCGACGAUGGAGGAGAGUCCCCGGAUCACGAUGUGGAGGUGCCCGAGGUCGACCUUUUCCAGCUGCAGGUGAACACAUUGAGACGUUACAAGAGACAUUACAAGCUGCAGACCAGACCAGGACUCAAUAAGGCCCAGCUGGCAGAGACGGUGAGUCGUCACUUCAGGAAUAUUCCGGUGAACGAGAAGGAGACGCUGACCUACUUUAUUUACAUGGUGAAGAGCAGCAAGAGCCGCUUGGACCAGAAGGGCGACGGCGGAAAACCUCUGGACUAAACUUAUCAACAGCACCCACAGCAGCAGUAGCUCCAACACACACGCCAACAGAAACGGAGACAAAACAGCAAUUCACCAAAACCUGGACUCCACUAACAGUUACAACAACCAAAACCAGCUCCUCCUGUCACUGCUCCCGUCCUCCCAAACACCCCGACACAAACUCAUGCUGUCCCGUAGAGGACGUUUAACUCACAUGGAGGAGCAUUCAGGGAGGGAAGGGUUAACCCCCCUCCCCCCCACGCCUCCUCAUCCUCUCCUCCACAGGGAAAAACCUCUAAAGACUGUUGAGUAGCGGGACUCCCUCCGCAGGGCUCUAGGUCGCCACGCUGUCAUGUUACUGUCGAUAUGUACAAAAGAAAAGUGUCCAAUCUGUGUUUGAAUGCAAUGGACAAAACGGCUGCCUUAAGAGGGAAGAAGACAAAAACGUGUUUUAGGGAUUUUGGGGAUUUUUCUUUUGCCGGUUUGACUGUUAACAUUUUUCAGCGCGAGGGAUGCUUGUGCCAAAACGGAAAUGUGUUUUGUACCUGAAUGAUAAUCGACUGUUUCGGUUUUAUAGCGAGUGAAUGAAUUGUUGGGAAGAGGGCGGCGCCUUUUGCUGCAUUUAGCACGUCAGAAUCAGGAUUCAAAGAAAGACCUUUUAUUCUCAAUGAUAUUUAAAAACAAAGUGUAAUCUUCUCAGUCGCUCGUUUCCAAACCGGGCGUGAUGCAUUCAAAGACUGACGCUGGUGAACCAUGUAGCACUCGGCCAUGACCCGCUCUUUCCACCCUCGCUAGCUGUUUCACGUACGUUUGAACACACUCGUAGCUUCUUUCAUUUUUUCUUUGUAGUCCAGAUUUCUACCUUUCUCUUUAGUUCAGCCUUAAGUUGUAAAAAGUCGCGUCUCUUUGAUUUCCUCCGUUUGUGUGCGGGGAACUUGUGUGUGUGUGUGUGUGAUCAGGUCACAUCUGUGAACAUGCUGCCCUGCUCACUGUUAACCUUUUUUUCCUUUGAACCAUCAGUCAGUUAAAAACUACAUUUCCCAAGAUGCUCUCCUUCCAAAAAUCACAUUUUAUUGAACGUCCCCUAACGAGCUCUUUAAAGUAUUUUUACAUUUUUAUGGCCGAUGGCGUCUGUUUGUAUCGCCGUCUUGAAGUCUUAAAAAGUCCAACUUGAAUCUCAUUCAGCGCCCAGAGUCACAGAAGUUGACCGUUCACGUCUCGACAUCAGCUUCCUGACUCCUGAAGUGGUUUAUGUUCUUUGUGGGGAAGAAAAAUGAAUUCUUUUAUUUAUUAUUCUGAGGGUUCUUUGUGAACUGGUUUUGAGGUUAACAGUCUGACAUCACAACGUUUCUUUGUGACUUGAAGCAGAGACAAAUGGAAGCAGAGAUGGCGGUUACAUCGGGGAUCGUACGCUUUUUUUUUUUAAUCAGUUACAUGGAGCCACACGCCUUGAUGAGAAUUGUGCAGUGACCUCAUGUUAGAAUGAAACGUUACAUAUGAAGAGUCCGACUGCUCGAAGCUAAAAGUCCAAAAUAAUGCAUCGCCAAAACAUGCACACAAAAAGAACAACUUUUGGUUUUGCAUCUUUUUGGAUUUAUGUGUGUGUGUGUGUGCUAUAAUCAGUCUUGUACACACACUCUGCGUCCUCUGUCACACACACACUCUGCGUCCUCUCACACACACACACUCUGCCUCCUCUCUCUCACACACUUUCUCAGUUUGUCCACCACACCGACUCGGUCGACUUUUUAACAGGGUUCUUUUUUCUUUUUGUACCGUCUGUUAUAUUUUCAGUUUUGCUUGUAGGUUUUGUUAGCGUCAUGUAGAUAACACCCAACUUUAUUAACAGAUAGGCCACGCCGCAUUAACCUAAUUGAUGUAUUAGAAGAAAAGAACAUAUUUAAAGAUGGCCGCUUAUUGCUCCUAAUGAUGAUUAUAAUAAAUGUAUUGUACAGGAAGCAACAA